This is a messenger RNA of Uranotaenia lowii, 786 nucleotides long. RefSeq names its product collagenase-like. Gene Ontology annotation, biological process: proteolysis. The record is from RefSeq and is a predicted model, not a curated record. The transcript has a single exon. NCBI's taxonomy places the organism in Eukaryota, Metazoa, Arthropoda, Insecta, Diptera, Culicidae. Gene Ontology annotation, molecular function: serine-type endopeptidase activity. The coding region runs from base 1 to 786 and encodes 261 amino acids.
AUGUCGCGUAACCCAUUCGUUCACUGGCUAGUUUGGCUCGUAUCGAUUAUAGUCGGUACCAUUCGAGCAGAAGACGACCCUCGAAUAGUAAAUGGUCAAAACGCACAAUACGGUCAGUUUCCGUACCAAGCUAUGCUUACAAUAACAAAUCCCGAUCGCACAUCACGUUGUGGAGGCAGUCUUAUUUCGGAGAGAUGGAUUCUAACGGCUGCUCACUGUAUUGACGAGGCAUUGGUGGUAGAAAUCCUGCUGGGAACUAUUUACAGAAACCCCACCGAUGAUGGCAGCCUUCGGCUUGUGUCAACACUUUUAAUAGUGCAUCCAAAAUUUAAUCCAGACACUCUUGAGAACGAUAUAGGUCUGAUUCAUCUGUUGGAAAGUGUGGAAUUUACUGAUCGAAUUGCUCCGAUACAGUUACCAAGUGGUCACCAAACUUAUCAGGGCCGAGCUGCCAUUGCAAGUGGAUUCGGAAGAACCAAAACUGAUGGUAGUCCAGCAGAAAGAUUGCAGUACGCAGUCAUGGAUGUACUCAGCAACGCGAUGUGUGCUUCAGCCUAUCCGGGAAUAAUUCGAUCGACCAAUAUAUGCGCAGUUGGUCGUAACAGAAGUUCCACAUGUAACGGAGAUUCCGGAGGUCCAUUGCGUUUGGAAAAUGAAAAUGUCCUAAUUGGAGUGACUAGCUUUGGAAGUUCUAUGGCUGGCUGUGAAAUGAAUUAUCCGGUUGGAUUUACGCGUGUUUCAGAAUAUAUAGAAUUUAUUCUAUUAAUUACUGGUGAUCUGGGAUAG